AUGAACACCUCACUAGUUACCGAAGAAACACAACAGCAUUUACAUGUUCCAUCGCCCCCGACAAGUCGUAUUCGAUCGUUAUCCUUGAAGCCUCAAGAGAUUCGCCAAGACUAUCCUCGACGUCAAUCAUCCACCGACAUAUGCUCAUCUCCUGUGAAACGAACUGAAUUAUCAGCUGACACUAAUCACCAUGAACAAAUAAGCACCCCACCACCGAGACGAUCAUCAAUUGCACGUUUUCAAAGACGUUUCACUGUCUUCUCCUAUGAAGAGCAGCCGAUGGCAUCGAACCGACAACGCCGGAUGACCACCGGUCGGUUCUCGUUUUUCGAUGACAAAUCGAAUUCCAAUUUACUGAAAAACAAACGUCCCAGUGUUAUAUCGCACAUGGUUGAGUCAUUUGUACGAAGAUUUUCUUUGCGAAAAAAGAAAAGUAAUAAUCAUAAUUCUGAACAAGAUGAAACUGUUAUUGAUCCGGUUUAUGAAACAUUGAAAACGGCAGCUGAGACGCGGAAAAUGACAUUAGCCAAUUAUUUGCAACAACGACAACAAAUACUUAAUAAACAGGGCUCAUUGAAUAGCCAAGGUUCAUCCGAACCGGAUAUUCAGUCAUCUCCGCGUACAUCGCGACACGAAAGUCGAGCAGAAACUGAUUUGUCACCAACAACAUUAAAACCAUCCUCACAUCAAUCAGGACGACUGUCAAUAGGUAAACGAUCGAAAUCAGUUCGACUUCCACACCUUACCGAUAGAAACUCUCUUCCAUCUCGAUACAUGUCAUUCUACAAUCCUUCGACAGACGUGACUUUCGAAUCGGGAACGAGUGUCUGA
Molecule: messenger RNA, 831 nt
Organism: Adineta ricciae
Lineage: Eukaryota; Metazoa; Rotifera; Eurotatoria; Adinetida; Adinetidae
Source: the annotation of a GenBank genome assembly